CGAAGGAGGACCGACAUUUAAAGUAAGGAUACCGCACUGGGACUAACCAAAUCGCGUUUUGCGCUUAGCACCUACGGUGAAGACGGCUGCACAUUUUUGUCCCGAGCGUGUUUCCGUAAGCUUAUAACAUCUCGCCUCAUGAAAUUACCAGGGAAAAUGCCGGCUGUGGGAAAGAAAAGCGAAGCAGGAUCUCCCGGGGUUGUGGGAUGGAUGAGCUCCGCGUAUCGAUUUGCGACAGACAGAAAUGAUUUCAGAAGGAAUCUUCUUGUGAAUCUAGGCUUGUUCGCAGCAGGAGUUUGGGUGGCCAGGAAUUUGUCAGACUUUGACCUGAUGUCACCUCAACCAGUCACAUAGUCCCAGUCAAAUCAUGGGGUUUUGCAGGAGGAGAGGACCAAUUUCUUCUGAGCAUGAAUGGAGCUUUCUACCAGAGGCAAUGAUGGGACGAGUCUAAUGGACACUGAAUAGAAAACACCUGAGGAAACCUUGUUAAAGCUCUAGUUUUUCAAAUUGAUAUUCAUGAAAGUGAACAGUCGAUUUUGUUACAACUGUCAAACUUUAUUUAGUAUAAAUAAUGUUUCAGGUUUAAGUUAAAGUUCACAAUUGAUACGAUCCGUCAGUCUAGCAGGUUUAAUCGUUCAAGAGGAUUAAAAAAGAAUGACAUUAUACUUAA
Molecule: messenger RNA, 670 nt
Organism: Hemibagrus wyckioides
Lineage: Eukaryota; Metazoa; Chordata; Actinopteri; Siluriformes; Bagridae
Gene: tomm6
Product: translocase of outer mitochondrial membrane 6 homolog (yeast)
Exons: 4
Coding region: 139-354 (71 amino acids)
Cellular component (GO): mitochondrial outer membrane translocase complex
Source: RefSeq, a predicted model, not a curated record